AAACACAUUAGUGUGGACGUAGCCUCUGUGUUAGCUCUGCCACAGACUGGUGACCUUCCUUGUAGCAGCUGUAAUAAGCUCCAGCCCCCCUCUGUGACCCUGAAUUGGAAGGAAAUGAAUACAUUUAAAUCAGUGCAUACGGGAGUCUUGCUGAACAGUUUGAUUUACAAUCCAAACCAAAGGUCAGAGUUCAAGCUGCUUCCCAUAAGACUGCCUACCUACUUACACACGGUAAAACUUUCACCACACGUCCACUUCAGAGGAAGCUGUGCAAAAUGGCCUCAGCUCCAAAAAAAGCAAGAAUUAGCAAUAACCCGUCUCCUGAAUUGCAUAAAUUAAAGAACAAACUUGAAGAUUCUGCAAAGUCAUUCACUGCAGAGUUUGACAGGAGUGAAUCAAGCAUGAGAGAUAUUAUGAGAGAGUUUAGGAGGAUUUCUGAUGAAGUAGAACAAAUGCAGAGAAAAACUGACACGGCGAGAAAAGUGGGAGUUGGAUUUCUUAUUGGUGGGAUCUUAGCAGCUCCGUUUACUGCAGGACUGAGUUUAGCUGCAGCUGCCGGAGGUGGAGCCACUGUUGUUACUACCAAUGUAAUAAAAAUUCUGUCAGAGGAAGGAAAAGCAAAGAAAGUAGAAAAGUGGGGAGAAGAAUUCAUGGCCAAAGUCAGACCAAUGAAAGAGAACCUGGAAGAAAUAAAGACGAUUUGUGAAAAGCUGGAAAAGGAAUCAACUGAAGCUCAGGCCAGAGACUCUCAGAUUGAUGUGGACGAGUUUCAGAGGACCCUCAGACAGGUGUCGCACCUGAAAGAGAUGAGUUCAGGACUUCUGGUUAUAACUGAAAUCCUGCUGGAUGUUAUGGGCAACGUGGUAAUGCUCAUCAAGAAAGUCAUCAGAGUGACUGCGACUCCUGAAGAAGAUCAAAAGUUAAGAGACGCCAUCAAAAAGGCAGCUGAUCAGAGUCAGAAGAUCAUUGAGGAGUUUCAUAAGAUGAGAACAAAACUGAAAGAGUUUACAUCAAAAGAAAAGUAAAGUCACCUCCACCCAUCCCCCCCCUCCACCACCCUGUGAGCCUUACUGUUCACACUGACUAACCAAUAAAGUUUUAUUAAUAAAGGAUCAUCAGACUUUGACCUGGACUGUAUAAAGGACUUGUAGAGUCCUCUGUUCAUAGACUGGAUGUUGUUGUAUAUUCAUGUAAAGCUGAUCCACAGCAGCCUGACGUCACAGAGAGGUCGUAUGAAGAGGAUCCACAGCCUCACAAAGAGCUGCUUUCCUCCAUGUUCUCUGCUAAUCUCACAUCAAACUCAUUUCACAGUGUGGGCCACUUACAGCCCACUUUGAUCUUCAGUGGGUUGGACCAGUGAAACCCUCCUUUCUGUCAAUGUAAAGAAGCUUAACUGAACAUUUAAUCACUGAGAUAUAUUAACAUAAGAAAAAAAGGGUAAUUUCAACA
This is a messenger RNA of Neolamprologus brichardi, 1449 nucleotides long. The record is from RefSeq and is a predicted model, not a curated record. NCBI's taxonomy places the organism in Eukaryota, Metazoa, Chordata, Actinopteri, Cichliformes, Cichlidae.